Cladophialophora immunda is the source of this 399-nucleotide messenger RNA. RefSeq lists its product as uncharacterized. Bases 1 to 399 code for a protein of 132 amino acids. The transcript is spliced from 3 exons. The record is from RefSeq and is a predicted model, not a curated record. Lineage: Eukaryota; Fungi; Ascomycota; Eurotiomycetes; Chaetothyriales; Herpotrichiellaceae.
AUGGCACUGGCCACCGACGAAAUGAGCAACGGCAGCGGCAGCGGCAGCGGCAGCGACCCUUUUGUGAGGCGGAUUCAAGAGAUCCGGAUAGGGGACAAAUACCAGUUGGCGCAGAAACUGGGCGUCGGCGGUUUUGGUGGGGUCUAUUUAGGGCGUGGUGUUGACACGGGCAAAGAGAGCGCCAUCAUAAUCGAGCAUUCUAUGAGAGGGGCAAUUGAGUUCAACCACGGUAUCAAGGACAUCGCGCAGUACCUUCAACUUUUGUUCGACCAGGGUGACCUUGACCCUUCGAUCUGCACAGUGCUGAUUGUCCAUAUCAGAAUGAAGCCGCCACCACACUUUACGGCCAUACUGCUGAGGAGGAUUGAACUAAAUAUCUACUCUCGAAAAUCUAGCUAA